Rhincodon typus (whale shark) is the source of this 380-nucleotide messenger RNA. RefSeq names its product platelet-derived growth factor receptor beta-like. Gene Ontology annotation, molecular function: platelet-derived growth factor beta-receptor activity; ATP binding; platelet-derived growth factor binding. Gene Ontology annotation, biological process: protein phosphorylation; multicellular organism development; cell surface receptor protein tyrosine kinase signaling pathway. The record is from RefSeq and is a predicted model, not a curated record. The transcript has 3 exons. The annotation marks the transcript as partial. Lineage: Eukaryota; Metazoa; Chordata; Chondrichthyes; Orectolobiformes; Rhincodontidae. Gene Ontology annotation, cellular component: signaling receptor complex.
UCUUUUUCAGGUCGGACGCUGGGCUCUGGAGCCUUUGGUAGGGUGGUUGAAGCAAUGGCCCAUGGACUUGGUCACUCUAACUCCACCAUGAAAGUUGCUGUAAAGAUGCUGAAGACUACUGCACGGACCAGUGAGAAACAAGCCCUGAUGUCAGAGCUGAAAAUUAUGAGUCACCUUGGUCCUCAUUUAAAUAUUGUUAAUCUGUUGGGAGCCUGUACCAAAGGAGGUCCAAUCUACAUCAUUACCGAGUACUGUCGCCAUGGCGAUCUGGUGGAUUAUCUGUACAGGAACAAACAUACCUUCCUACAACACUACGCUGACAAAGGGCAGAGAGAGUCAAACAACGUCAUCACAAACUCCUACAACGAGAGGAUGAAGAG